This is a messenger RNA of Rhincodon typus (whale shark), 3603 nucleotides long. It is a transcript of the gene isg20l2, whose product is annotated as interferon stimulated exonuclease gene 20-like 2. Lineage: Eukaryota; Metazoa; Chordata; Chondrichthyes; Orectolobiformes; Rhincodontidae. Gene Ontology annotation, molecular function: 3'-5'-RNA exonuclease activity; nucleic acid binding. The record is from RefSeq and is a predicted model, not a curated record. The coding region runs from base 1012 to 2115 and encodes 367 amino acids. Gene Ontology annotation, cellular component: nucleus. The transcript is spliced from 4 exons.
GUGACUCCAGACCCACAGCAAUGUGGUUGACUCAGAACUGCCCUCAGGCAAUUAGGGAUGGACAAUAAAUGUUUCUUGGCCAGCGACGUCCUCCUCCUGUUAACAAAUAAAGAAAAAAAAUUCCCUAUCUUCAUAAUUUUCAACCUUCUCCCCCCCCCAACCCCCCUUUUAAGUGGAAACAUCUUAUUUAUACCCACCCAAUUGAACCUUUUUUUAGAUUAUUAAAGACCGCAAUGAGAUCACUCCCUCAGCUCAGUAAAGGCAAAAUACUGCAGGUGCUGGAAAUCUGAAACAGAGAUAGAGACAGCUGGAGAAGCUCAGCCAGUCUGUGGGAGAGAGAAACAGAUUAAUGUUUCAGGUCCAGUGACCAUUCUGAACAAGAGUCUUAUUGAACAUGAAACGUUGACUCUGUUUGACUCUCGCGCUCUCUUUCUCUGUCUCGCGCGCUGUCUCUCUCUCUCACCACCCCCCCCCCCCCCCCCCCUCAAACAGAUGCAGUCAGACCUGCUGAGUAUCUCCAGCCUUCUGCGUGCUUGUUUCGCCCUCUCCCAGCCUUCCUGUUUGCCCUGGCCGGCUUGUUCACAGAUGUUUGUAACCUCCGAGGCUGUGAUCGCAUUGGAGCGGGGCGCAGAGGAGAUUCAGCAGGUUGUGGGAUGGAGUGGUUAUCUAUGACGAGAGAGUGGAGAGGGUCGGAGAAGGCUGACUGAGAUGGAUGAGAGUGUGCGGGGCAUGGAUGUGUAUAGGAAGCAGCCAUGCUCUUUCGUUGAAGGGUCAGUAACAUAGGGACAGGAGCAGGCCAUUCAGUCCCGUUCUCCCAUUCAGUGAGAUCAUAGCUGAUCUGUGGCCUGACUCCUUGGAGCUGCCUUUGGCCCCGAUCCAUCAAUACCUUUGCGAAAGGGAAAUCUAUCAACAGGAGAGGGCCGUAAAUUUCAGGCUAAGGGCAGGAGGUUUAGAGGGGACCUGAGGAAACCUUCCCUCGCCCAGAGGGAACCCGAAAACCUUUCAAACAGUAUGUGGGUGUCCCGGUUGUUGCCGCUGGCCCCUGAAUGUUGGGUAUCCAGGGGCUGUAGAUCGCUGACCCUGGGGAAGAGGGGUCUGGCCGGCUGGCACCGCCAGGGAGAUUGCCCCCGGGUGAGGGGUCUCCAGCCUCUGCUCCCUCCGUCGGCCUGCGCCAUGUCGGACUGCAUCCUGAACCUGGACUUCUCGCCGGUGCAGCCUUCUGUAGUGGCUCAGCCCAGCCUCAAACAUAAGCGGUUCUUGAAGAGGCGGGCCUACCUGGAGAGCAGGGGCUACCUGAGCAAGAAACGGGGCUCGUGGAGCCGGCCGGGGCGGCCCCCUCCCUCCACCCACCAGACCCUGAGGCCCUCCGGCAUCCCUAACGGGGAGGCGGAGAGGACGGGUAAAGGGAGCCAGGGGGCUAACCGGCCCGUCGGCCGGGGUGCAGCCCUCUCGGAGAAGGACCAGCUCCUGGCUGAGUGUCAGAGCGGACUACCUCCCCCUGGCCGGGGCGGUCCCCCCAGACCCCAGCACGCUGCCAGGCCUGCUCCCGCCCCAACCCCGCCCCGGGGACCCCACAAGCCUUACAAGUGCUUGGCCCUCGACUGCGAGAUGGUGGGCACGGGCCAGGGGGGCAAGAGGAGCGAGCUGGCCCGCUGUAGCCUGGUGGGUUAUGACGGAGAGCUGGUCUACGACAAGUACAUCCUGCCGCCCAACCCCAUUACCGACUACCGGACCCGCUGGAGCGGCAUCCGGCGGCACCACAUGAGGAACGCCACGCCCUUCAAACUGGCACAGAAAGAGAUAUUAAAGCUGCUGUGCGGGAAGAUUGUGAUUGGUCACGCUGUCCACAACGACUUCAAGGCGCUGAACUACUUCCACCCACAAUCCCUGACCCGUGACACCUCGAAGAUCCCACUCCUAAACCGCAAGGCCGGCUUCCCUGAGAAGGAGGCAGUCUCACUGAAGAAACUCACAAAACAGCUGCUCCAUCGAGACAUCCAGGUCGGGAAGCAGGGACACUCGUCAGUGGAGGAUGCCCGUGCCACCAUGGAACUGUACAAACUGGUGGAGGCCCAGUGGGAGCUCGAGGUGGGCGCUCAGCCAAAGAGCAAGUAACGGGCGAGGCCGUUGGUCACUGCGGGAGCCCACGCUAACACAACCCUCUCCGCUCCCCACCUGCCCCACCUCCGAACGCCAACAAGCUGGCCGCCUGCCAACCGCACCGUACUCGUGGCAAACGGGAAAUGGCCGAUGAUGGACACUGGCAUCUCAGUGACUCGUAAAUGUCUGACCAGACGAUCUAUAAGCAGAGGGAUCGACAUGACGCUAGGAGGGUGGAUGAGUUUUAAUCUCCUGAACUGGUCCUUUUUUUUAAACAUAAUAUAUAUAUAUAAAAAAAAAACAGACUUGUCUCCCAUGCACUGGAAGAGUGUGGAAGAGAAGGCUAGGCAUUGUGUGUGUUUUAUAGAGAAAAACCUAGAUCGCACAGUCUCUUCAUAUUCCUGUUUGAAACGAGAAGAGCCUUUUAACCUCACGGUAUCCAGAUGCACCAGGAAUAUCUUUGGGCUCUCCGGUGGUUGGACAGGGUGUGGCGAGGGGAAGCAGACUCUUCGGCAUCACUCCUUCGGUGAUGUUGAGGCAUCAGUGAUGGGCGAUGAAGUAAUGGUAUUGUGUUCCCAGUGAGCUCCAGGGCCACUGUCUCUCAGGUUGGUGUUGACAAGGUUCAGGUGCAAUCCGCUUAAUGUUUGCUGGGCAUACUCCCUACCGCGAGAAUGUUGUUUUGGAAGAUCACCCAUUGCUGUUGGGUUUUUGUGUCUGUUACACACUCUGUGUCAGCUGUAGGCAGCUGUCUCUGUGGCUUUCUCAUUCUGUGUGUCUGUCUCUUUCUCUCACUCCCUCUCACUCUCCCUCUUUCUCUCUCUUUUUCUCUCUCUCUCUCUCUCUCUCUCCCCCCCCCUUUCUGUGUGUGUCUCUCUCCCUCUUUCUCUCUCCCUCUCUCUUUCUGUCUGUCUCUCUCUCUUCCUCUUUCUCUCUCUCUUCCUCUCUGUGUUCUCUUUUUCUGUCAUUCACUCAGAGUUGUGGCUUCAGGUCCACACUGCAGAGAGAAUUGACCCCAAGACCUGGCCUGACACUCCCUGAUGGAGCUGAUGUAUUCCCCUGACUUUUGUUACAACGUGGUUCCAAACUGGAGCUCAGAGUAGGCAAGAGAUGGGGAUGGCACCGGCGGACAGGCUGGCUGGGAGAGUUUAGAGAGUGUGCACGUAGCUGAGACAGCAGCCUCUGAAAUCAGAGGAAGCCCCAUCAGCUAGCGUCUGAGUACAGAACUGUCCCUUCGGAGGGGAUGGGGAACAUCUCGUGCACCUCAUGCUGCAGAAUGAUGCGCACAUCUUGUCACCCCAGGGAGUGUGUGAACAUGGUGCCUGAAUGGCACAUUGAGAAUGGUGAUCGCGGUCUGUGUCGGGUAGACAGAACAUCUCUGUAAAUGUUGAGACUGACACAUCUCUCAGUGGCUCACGUUCCAAAGCGCCUGUCCGCAUUUUGAAUGCAUUGUACAGUAUUUUACCUAAGAACAUUUCAAAAUGAAAAGUACGUUUCUGCAUUUUA